Molecule: messenger RNA, 1105 nt
Organism: Actinia tenebrosa (Australian red waratah sea anemone)
Lineage: Eukaryota; Metazoa; Cnidaria; Anthozoa; Actiniaria; Actiniidae
Product: transmembrane protein 220
Source: RefSeq, a predicted model, not a curated record
CAAGCAACUGUCAAACAGUUGUGAUUAGUAGGACUCUAACGCUGAUGUUCAUUUUAUCUUGGUCGAUUCUGAGACUUCGUAAAAGAUUUCGAAGAUUAACUCACAAUUGAAUCAAACUCAACCGUGCUUCCCGUCAGGGUUGGUAGCGAACUAUGAGUGAAUGGAAAGCCAUAACGAUGCCUGAUGAAUCAGGGACUAUUGUCAAGUCCUGUCCUUGGCCAUGGAGGAUAGCAAAUGCUGUGAUGGCCGUGUUCAUGGCAAUAGCUGCCUAUGUACAGAUCAAUGAUCCUGACCCAGCCAUUUGGAUAACUGUUUAUAGCAUCCCAUGCUUGUUGUGUUUAUCAAUAGUCAUUUAUUUUCCAAUUCAAGAUUAUUUUUUAUGGAAGGCAAUAACAAUGAGCCACCUUGCAGCCUGUGUUAUUGGUGUUCUCUAUCUUUCUACAAUUGUAUCGAAACAGAUCUGGGAGGGUUCAACAAAUCCGCUCAGUCAUGAGGAGGGCAGGGAGUUGUGUGGCCUUUUAUUGGUUAUCAUGUGGCUUACAGUCUGUAAACUAGCUAAUAUGAAAAGGCUUGCAAAUAUGAGCAUUUAUAUCUGGGCUUUACUGAUAGCUUUAUCAUUGCUACCUUUCCUGCUAUGGGGGGUUCACCUCAAGACAUGGGACACACAAUCUCUCCCCGAACACUGCAAGAAUCUAAUUGUGGCAUAGAAAUGGAAUAUAAACUAGAAAAUAUGGAUCCAUACUUCGGCAACUGAAGGGAUAUUCAUUUAUUUAAAAAAAUGUAGACCAGAUCAUUUGGUCAUGUUGACCACUCAACAAAGUGCCGAUGAAUGAUGUCAUAUGCAACCAUAGCCUGAGUAGCAGCCCAAAUUGGGGGGAAGGGGUGGGGGCUGUGGAGGAGGGGACAAGGAGAAAUGGACCCCCACCCCUUCCCCCCACAAUUUGGGCUGCUAUGCAGGGUAAUGCAACCAUGGCCAAGAAUGAAUUUAAGAAAAAUGCAAAUUAUAAAAUAAAUUAACCAACAGAGUUUUUUAAAAUUGGACAUAUUGAAAAUGGAAUUAACCUUCCUCCAUAGCUGUAUAAAGAAAAAUAUUAAAGAAAACAAA